Molecule: messenger RNA, 1565 nt
Organism: Lacerta agilis (Sand lizard)
Lineage: Eukaryota; Metazoa; Chordata; Lepidosauria; Squamata; Lacertidae
Gene: TRIT1
Product: tRNA isopentenyltransferase 1
Exons: 11
Coding region: 283-1473 (396 amino acids)
Biological process (GO): tRNA modification
Cellular component (GO): mitochondrion
Molecular function (GO): ATP binding; tRNA dimethylallyltransferase activity
Source: RefSeq, a predicted model, not a curated record
GAAUCUGUGGGUUCAGGGCCUACCCUCUGGAGCAGCAGAAAACAAGCUUGCUUCUUUCUCCCUCUCUGGUUUCUUAGUCUGCAGAGCUUCCCUGCCUGCUUGCAAACAGCUCGGACCCCAGCCAGUGUGCCCCAUGGCUAGGGAUGAUGGGAGUUGGAGUCCAACAACAUCUGGAGGGACCCAGGGGUUGCUCACCCCAGAAUUAGACCAUAGGUGUACCAAGGCCUGGACAUCAUCACCAACAAAGCCUCUCUUCAGGAGCAGCGGCUGUGCAGGCAUCACAUGAUCAGCUUUGUGGACCCCUUGGUCACCAACUACACCGUGAUAGACUUCCGCAACAAGGCCACGGCCCUCAUUGAAGACAUCUUCGCUUGCAAGAAGAUCCCCAUUGUGGUUGGAGGGACCAACUAUUACAUCGAGUCCCUGCUCUGGAAGAUUCUGAUUGACACCAAGGAGGUGGCCAGGAAUUCAGGCUCCACAGGGGGGACUAUGGAUCGGAAAAUGGAGCUGGAGAAACUGGAUGGCGAAGAGCUCCAUCGCCGACUGAGCCAGGUGGACCCCAGAAUGGCAGCCAAACUGCACCCCCACGAUAAACGCAAGAUGGCCAGGAGUUUGCAAGUGUUUGAAAAAACGGGCAUCCCCCACAGCGAGCUACUGCAGCAGCAGCAGCAGGAAGAAGGGGGAGGGCCGCUGAGCGGCCCCCUGAAGUACCCCAACCCUUGCAUCCUCUGGCUACAUGCAGAGCAGGCAGUUCUAGAAGAACGGCUGGACCAGCGGGUGGAUGCGAUGCUGGAGGCUGGGCUGCUGGGAGAGCUGCGGAACUUCCACCAGCGAUAUAACCAGGAGAGGGUAGAUAAGAACAGCCAGGAUUAUCAGCACGGCAUUUUCCAGUCCAUCGGCUUCAAGGAAUUCCACCAGUUCCUGAUUGCAGAGGGCAAGUGCUCGGAGGAGAUGAGCCAGCAGUUCCUGAACCAAGGAAUCCAGGCCCUGAAGAUAGUGACCAAAAGGUACGCCCGGAAGCAGAACAAAUGGGUCCGGAACCGCUUCCUGAGACGGCCCGGCCCAAACGUGCCCCCUGUCUAUGGCUUGGAAGUCUCAGAUCUCUCUCAGUGGGAGGAGAAAGUGCUGGAACCUGCAGUGCAGAUCGUGGAGAGCUUUGUUCAGGGGCGGCAGCCACCGGCCGAGCCCAUCACGAUGGCGGACGAGGCAGGUGAAGCCCAGGAGGGCAAGCGGAGGCGGCACAUGUGUGAGCUGUGCAGCAGAAUCAUCAUCGGGGACAGAGAGUGGAAAGAGCACAUAAAAUCCAAAGGCCACCGUUUCCACCAGAAGCAGCAGCAGCAGCAGCAGCAGCAGCAGCAGCGACACCUGGCCUCAGAUACCCUUUCCACAAAGCGCCAUGAUGAAAGUGCCAUGACUGGUGGGAAGGAGAGAGAGGAGGAGGGGGACGGGAGCGUGGAAGCCUGUGAAAUGUAGACCCCAUCUUUGGGAGGCAGGUUGUUGGUGGGAACGCUGGCCCUGGAGGCAGGAUCCUACCCUCAUCAAGGAUCUCUCAUCUAAAAAAUGCC